Molecule: messenger RNA, 804 nt
Organism: Aureococcus anophagefferens
Lineage: Eukaryota; Pelagophyceae; Pelagomonadales; Pelagomonadaceae
Exons: 1
Coding region: 1-804 (267 amino acids)
Source: RefSeq, a predicted model, not a curated record
AUGAUCUGCGACAUCAAGGACCCGGCGAGCGCCGUGUCCGCGCUCAAGGCGAAGCACGGGCCCGACGCGAAGAUCUUCGGCGCGGUCUGCGACGUGAGCGACACGGCGUCCGUGCGCGCCUUCGCGAAGCAAUCCCAAGAAAAACUCGGCACGGUCCACUACUGGGUGAACAACGCCGCCCUCAACGGCGGCCGCAAGCCGUUCCUCGAGGUGAGCGACGAGGCCAUCGAGGCCGUCGUCAAGGUGAACAUGUUCGGCGUGCUCAUCUGCACCAAGGUCGCCAUGGAGCUCAUGUUCGACCAGGCCGGCGUCACGGGCCACGUCUUCAACACCGUGGGCUCCGGCGUGCGCGGCGGCGGCACGCCCGGCUACGUGACGUACGGAGCGGCGAAGCGCGGGCUCCCGCAGAUGACGGACUCGCUCGUCGCGGAGCUCGAGGGCAAGACCCAGGGCUAUUCCUGGCCGCCGUCGUCCACGCCCGGCGCGGUCAACGUCCACACGCUGUCGCCGGGCAUGGUCUUCACGGACCUGCUGCUCAAGGACUCGACGCCGGAGCUCCGCAAGUUCCCCUUCGGCGUGCUCGCGGCGACGCCCGAGGAGGUCGCGCGGGACCUCGUCCCCAAGAUGCUCGCGACGACGGGCACGGGCACCUUCGUCGAGUACCUCACGCGGCCCCGCACGCUCCUCAAGUUCUUCAACCGCUUCGUCAAGCAGGAGAAGAGCGACAUCAUCGACGACGACGGCAACGUCAUCAAGAAGGACGGCGUCGCCUACAACGAGGACGGCGUCCGCGCGCUCUACUGA